Molecule: messenger RNA, 2328 nt
Organism: Chlamydomonas reinhardtii
Lineage: Eukaryota; Viridiplantae; Chlorophyta; Chlorophyceae; Chlamydomonadales; Chlamydomonadaceae
Exons: 3
Coding region: 414-1403 (329 amino acids)
Molecular function (GO): protein binding
Source: RefSeq, a predicted model, not a curated record
CAACAAAUGUUCGCCCCUCCCGCAGAAUCCUACAAAUACACUGCCCAGUCUUGCCCCGAAGCCACCUCAUGUGGCUGCGAAUGGGCAAGGCGCGGUUGCGGUGUUGCGAGCGCGGCCAGGUCUACCUGCACGGCCCCCAGCUGAAGUGACCAACGUGCGCUUCGCCUACGCGCCCAACGCGCCAGCGCCCACGUUCCAACACCCCGCGCCGCAGCUGGUGCCUCUCUCCACGCUAGCGCGCAACCAGCACGGCGCCGGCCCACAGCAGCCCAACACCGAAAGCGGCGGCGGCACAGACAACAGCCCUGCGAGGCAAAGCCAUUCAUCUGACCCUGUUGAGCAGCAGCUGCAGCCCUGGAGCAGCCAUAACAGUAGCUUUGGCAGGGGCGGCGGCACAAGCACGGCGCUUUUCAAUGCCGGAGGCGCCCGCUGCUACUGCCGUGAUCCCGCCGCACGAUGCGCCGUACGAUCCGGCUGGGGAGGACUGGGUUGUCACGGGCUGCGUGGACGGCUGCAUCCGGCUUUGGCACGUGCCCAGCCGCACACUGCUCCGGGCCAUGUCGGGUCACAGGGACGUGGUGUGGUCAGCCGCUGAAGCUGAGGUCAAGCCGCAGCCAAAGCACAUCAUGCCUAGCAUCUGGGCCGCCGCCAUGCAGGACGCGGCCGACGAUGCAGUGGAGGAGGGCAUCCGCAAGCAGCUGACCAGCAGCACCGCCGCCGACAAGCUGGACUCCACCGGGCUCAACCUCAAGUCCGCCUGGUGCGCCUUCACGAUGGCGACACCGCCUCUCGAGGCCAUGGACUUCAUCAAGCUGAAGAUCCGCCCGCCGGGCAAGCCCGAGUUCGUGUUGGACCCCGACCGAUCCAUCGACCUGAAGGUGUAUUUCUUCGGCGACGGAGACGACGGUCAGACAACCACUGUCGCGCUCCCAUCCCUCGAACCCCUGAACCGCGCCUUCGAGGGUGGGCUCACUGCGCACUAUCGUGAUGCGGCCGAGCUGGCGCUGGGCCUGACGGCGGUCCGCAAGGGCUAUAUCAGCAUGAACUCGGGCGAGGUCACGGCAAUCUCGUCCACCCCUCCGCCGACACCCCUUCCGCUGGUCACCGACGCUGCGGCCGCCGCAAGCGGUAGCACCAGCGGCGUUGGCACCCGCCGCACCAUCAGCAGCAGUGGCGGUGGCGCCAGCGGCAGCUCCAACGGCGAAGGCGCCCACGACACCUGCAGCAGCAGUGGCGGUGGCGCCAGCGGCAGCAGCAGUGGCGGUGGCGCCAGUGCCAGCAGCAGUGGCGGUGGCGGCUCCAGCGUUGGCGGAACCCCUCCCAUGCUGGUACCCAACGUGGACGACCCAACACUGGCGGCUGAAAUCAUGCCUGUCGGUCAGAAAAGCGUAGCGGACGCCUGACCACCACCGGUGGACAAUUUUGUCGCAAGUUAAAUGCUUUUGUCGAGGGCUGGGAAGGUGCGCUGCUUCCCAGCAGUACCCUGCGCCGCCGUAUGAGACGUCGGCGGUAUCUAUUUUCUCACGCCACUGGUUCGCUUGAUAGGUCUAGGCGGGUAAGAUAGCAGGCAGGGUUGCGCCCUGAGCGGGUGGUGCAGAUACAGGCCUGCAGCCGUGGCAGAGGCUGUCUCACUCAACCCUGCUGCCGCCCUGAGAUGAAUGCAAGUACGUACGGUGUAAGGCAAGCAGUAGACUGCCUUCGGCGUACCCUUUAAUGAGGUGCCGAGCGCGGUCUGCGGUCGCGGGGCUGCUUGAGUCUACAGAUAAGCUUGAAGGCGGUCACUGCGGCUGCGGUUGAGCAGGACAGAAACAGUAGUCGGUGACGCCGAUGGGAAACCGAAACACAAGCGCAGGAAGCAGUCGAGCGAGGAACCCGAUAGCUAGCAAAGAAGAAGGGGAGGCUGGAGAGAUGCCCAGCAUGCGCAUGAGCACGGCUGCUCGUUUUGGGCACGGGGUGCGAGGUUACUGCUGCACAGGGUGUAUGAGUCGAUUGUGGACAUAUGGUGGGCUUGCAGGCACCCCCGCAUGGUACGGGCCCAUGUGCGUGGGAUGUAGCUAGUAGGGGAGGCUGACUGUUAGUUGCUUUGCCUAGGGUUUAAGGGGCUGAGAUAGGGUAAGGAGACGACUGCCACGCGUGAGCUGCUAAGAUAGAGGUGCCGGUUGGUUUCUUGACGACUUGACAGUCCUCAUGUGAAGAGCGCGGCUUUCCCUGUGGCUUGUGGGCGUGAGUUUUGUUGCUCAACAGAGUCCAUGCGAGUAGUAAUGAAAGGCUGCUGGGCGUGCCGUGCUGUGGUGCACGGGUCUUUAGCCAUUAAGUUCAUUGGUCUGA